AUGGUUUCUCUCAAAGAUGAUUCCAAAAUGAAGGUUGUCACCUCCCCACAUUGGAAAAGGACCCUCUACUUCUUACUCUUUGCCCUCUCCUUCACCAUCUUCAUAGCCAUCCUCUAUGAGGAGGAGCUCACACACAUCAUAAAGCCAUCGCCAUGGCACGAAUUCGAAGAAUUCGAAUUCGAGAACUUCAACCAACAAGAAGAGCAAGAAGAACAAGAAGAAGACAUCUUGGUGCAAGCCGUAGAGAAGGAUGUUGUUAUCAAGCCAUUUGCCGUCGGGGAGACGGAGAAGGAGUGCGACGUGUUCGAGGGGAGGUGGGAGUACGAUGAGGCGGCACGGGCUCUUUACGGUGAGGCGGAAUGCCCUUAUAUCCAGCCUAAAGUGAUGUGCCAAGCGAACGGAAGGCGCGACAAGCAAUAUCUACAUUGGAGAUGGAAACCUCAUUGGUGCUCUCUUCCAAGCUUCAAUGCAACAUUCAUGCUCGAAAUGCUGCGAAACAAGCGCGUGAUGUUCGUCGGCGAUCACAUCCACCGCGGCCAAUUCGUCUCCAUGAUUUGCCUCCUCCAGAGUGCCAUCCCUCAAUCCUUCCAGUCCUUUGAGACAGUCAAGCCAAAAUCCAUAUUCCGAGCUUCGAACUACAACAUGACAAUUGAGUUCUACUACUCUCCGUUCCUCCUCGAGUCGAACCGCGAGCAUAGGAGCCAGCGCUUCCUGAGGGAGAAGAUAAUACGCACGGGGUCGAUCGACAAACACGCUCGCCAUUGGAGGGGAGUUGAUAUCUUGCUGUUGAACACCUACACUUGGUGGCUGCAGCCAAGAGGAAAGAUUAAGAUACUGAAGGGGUCUUUUGAAGGGGACAAGAGAAAGAAUAAGAUAAAGGAGAUGAAAACUGAGGAUGCCUAUAAGUUAGCAAUGAAUGAAUUGGUGAAGUGGGUGGAGGAGAAUUUUGAUCCACAUAAGACUAGGGUUUUCUUUACAAGCAUCUCACCUUCUCAUGAAUUGAGUGAGGAGUGGGGAGGAGAAGCAAAAGGCAAUUGCUACAAUGAAACAACCCCCAUCCUUGACAAUCCAACAUACUGGGGAGUCGGAUCAAGAAAAGGCUUCAUGCGCGUAAUCCAACAAGUUCUAUCGAAAUCGAAGGUACCGAUAGAGGUUCUCAACGUAACCCAGCUCUCCGAGUAUCGCAAGGACGGUCACCUCUCCAUCUACAAGAAGCACGAGCGAGAGCUCGCGCCUCGCGAUCUCGCAAACCCUAGGAGCUAUGCUGAUUGCCAUAACUGGUGCCUUCCUGGUGUACAAGAUACCUGGAAUGAGCUCUUGUAUUCCAAGCUCUUCUUUCCUUAGUUGCCCUAGUUUAGAUACCACUCUGUUUAUGAUCCCCUCUUUCCACAUUUCCAUUCUAUUUUGACAUGAUCUUUCACUGUUAAAUUUUCUGUUGAGGUUGUUAUUUUCACAACUUCAAUUAUGCAAGAUUUUCUCUAAU
Messenger RNA from Ananas comosus (pineapple), 1483 nucleotides. RefSeq names its product protein trichome birefringence-like 33. The record is from RefSeq and is a predicted model, not a curated record. Bases 1 to 1344 code for a protein of 447 amino acids. Gene Ontology annotation, molecular function: O-acetyltransferase activity. NCBI's taxonomy places the organism in Eukaryota, Viridiplantae, Streptophyta, Magnoliopsida, Poales, Bromeliaceae. The transcript is spliced from 6 exons. Gene Ontology annotation, cellular component: Golgi apparatus.